Molecule: messenger RNA, 3841 nt
Organism: Anopheles stephensi (Asian malaria mosquito)
Lineage: Eukaryota; Metazoa; Arthropoda; Insecta; Diptera; Culicidae
Product: protein SPT2 homolog
Exons: 2
Coding region: 477-2453 (658 amino acids)
Biological process (GO): nucleosome assembly; regulation of DNA-templated transcription
Cellular component (GO): nucleolus
Molecular function (GO): DNA binding; histone binding
Source: RefSeq, a predicted model, not a curated record
CUGCGUGACAGAUACAGCCACUGGUGGCAGAAGUAAAUAAAGGGACCUUUUGCGAGGAAGCAGAGCCAACUGCCGUUGUUGCACGAUUGUCCUGAACAAGUUCAAAAGAUCCAUUGUCCUAGCAGGCCAAUGCACUGACCGGCAGCGUCAACCGGUAACCGUGAUCGUGAUCGUUCGGUGGCCCGCCACUGUUAGAAGCUGGAAGGGAAUAUCGUGCUGCCCUAGCCGAAAGUGGGGGCUACAGCUCGUGCUAACAGAUUGUAGCCAAACCGUGCCAAACCGAUGUGAUACAUCGCACCAGACGGUGGGUUUGGUUUUCUUUCUUUUCUCUUUUCUACGCCCGUAAAUAGCCGGCAUGGUUAUUUUCUAGCCGGUUUGUUCGCAAAGUACGCACCGGUUACGAAUUGUGCAUCCGCUAGCAGCAGCAUUCAACUUGUUCAUCAAUUCAACCACACACAUCAUAUCCGCGGGCAGCCAUGGAUUAUCGCGAUAUUUUGAACAUUGCCAAGCAAAACUCGGAAAAUGCCAAGGCAGCGAAGGAGAAACGCGGUUAUCCGGCCACCCUAACCCCACCGACAAAGGUCACCACGGAGAAGAAGAGUUUGUCGGAUAACAUAAAACGAUUCCUCGCCAAACGGGAGGAGGAAGAGCGGCAGAAGGCGAUGGAAAAGCAUCUCAAGGCACAGGAACUGAUGGCCAAGCGCGGUGGCAAGGGUAAGAAAAAGAUCGAAAAGAUGCUGAAGGUGAUCAAGUCGGCGAACAAGUCCGUGCUGGACGAUGCAAUCGAUGCGCAGGAAAGUGCGCUCGGAACCGAAAGUCUGGAGGACGAUUACGGCUACACGUCCGCGGUGGCAUCACAGUUUUACGCCAAGAUGAUGGACAAGUACAAGAACACGCCGACCGAGUCAAUGUUUUCCGAGGCGAAGAAGCGCAGCAUGUCGAGCGAAGAGUUGGCCCGCGUUAAAGCACGGGUACGGAACGGUAUCAUGAAGGAGCAGGAAGAGCAGCACGCACCGCGCACACGGAAAUCACGCACAUCGAAAGCGGAUGGCUGUGAUGAACGGGGCACUGUACCCGAGCUAACCCAAUCACCACCACCACCACCGGUAUCGUCGAGACGGGACGAUGCCGGCAAACAGUCAUCGUCAUCGAAAGGAAGCGCGAACGAGGAACGCAAACCGGUGGUACGCAAACCGAACGUACCGCCACCGCCCAACUUUUCCGACCUGCUCAAGAUCGCCGAAGCGAAACAGUUUGAACCGAUCAAGAUAGACGUGCCGUCGGUGAAGAAGCGCGAACAGGAACGGCCACUGACGAGCAAGGAGAAGAGGGAGUACGAGGAGCGGAAAGCAUUCCUGGAGAUGAAACGGCUGCGCGAUAAGGUGAAGGAGGACGAGAGUUUGUCCGAGCAGGAGAAGCAACGGAAGCUGGCCCGGUUGGAUGCGUUGCGUGCGGCCGGCAAGCUACCGGGAAUACCGCCCCUUCCGGCAACGGCCGGUUCCGGUUCGAAAGCAGCGUCCUCGAGAAGGCCCAGCUCACCGGUAGGAAGCAAUGCUCGCACACAAUUUAAAAUCCCUAAGCGAAACGCGGACGGGUCGUCGGCGGAAACGGCAAAAGUCACUACACCGCCACGCGCGGAGAAACCGGCUUCGGUUGCCCCGAAACCGACACCUUCAUCGGCACCGGAGCUGAGGGCGAAACCAUCGGCCGGACCCACGAAACCCACCGGCAGUGCGGCACAAAAGUCUACCGUGACGGCAUCGGUAUCGAAAUCCUCCACACCGCGCCCGAUUAGCAAACCAUCAUCCGCCGCCAAUACGCCAACUCCGUCGGUGCAAAAAUCAACGACCGCGGUAAACGGCAAAUCCUCCUCACAUACGCUUCCAAAAUCAGCCUCUUCCUCGGCGACGGCGAACGGGAAAUCGACCCCUAAACCGGUUGGCCCUGCACCGACGAAAGCGCCCGCUAACGGCAAACAACACCAGCAACCGGCAGCCAGUUUGCGACCUGCGUCGGCUGCACCGACCAAACGUCCCCUACCGGCACCGGCCACCCAAACCCGCCAAUUUCCACCGCCCGAUGUGCAGCGUACGGUGAAGCGCCGGGAUGUGGGUGGACGGCCCGCACCGAACAAGAAGCGGCGCGUGAUAGACAGCGACAGCGAGUACGACAGCGAGAUGGACGAUUUCAUCGACGACGAUGACUGCGAGGAGGACUACUCGUCCGCGAUCAAGGACAUCUUCGGGUACGACAAGUCCCGGUACAGGGAUGAGUACUACGAUGACGAUGACGAUAAUAUGGAGUCGUCGUACGCGCAGCAGAUGCGCGAAGAGUACAUCAGCAAGAAGAUCGGCCUGCUGGAGGAUCUGGAAGAUAUGCGCAUGGAGGAGGAGGAAAAGCGGCGCAAAUCGGGGAGCAAGAAGGGUGGCCCGGCGGGACCGAAGAAGAAGUAAGGCAGGGGGGGGGGGGUGGUUCGUAACUUCCCACCGUUUAUCCCGAGAUUAGGUGUGGCGCAGGGCAACCGGUUUCCGGUAUCGAGUGAUACGCCCUCUAGCGGGAAUGUUGGUCCACUGCGGCUGGAUUUCGAUGCAAACAGCGGUGCGUAAAGUUUAGUACCAGUUUUUUUUUUAAGUAUCCGUCGCACACACACACUCUGACACUGGAGAUGAUUUUUGAGGAACCAAUUCGACUCGAUCAGACGUAUUUAAUGUGUCGAAAGUAGUCACCGCGAAGGGAAUUUCGAAUCCCGAUUAGCCUGUUUUUUUAUUUGUCUUCCCUUUUUCGUAUCGUCAAGAUAGAUAAAAGAAAGGGAUACUUUCUAACACUUUGUUUUUAAUGUUUUUAAUAAUUUUUCUUUUGCUUGUUCCAACCUUCCUAGCGUUCCGGGCCAGUAAAAGUAAGACCCAAACCCGUACCCCGUGUGACUCCCAUUACACUGACAUGUAUCAGCGAAUCAGGAACAGCGAUCGUAGGGACCAAAGGAAGAAUUCUUUAACCGACUUGUUCCUCAAGAAAACCCUCUCCGUAAACGACAAUCGAUCCUCUGGUAAUGGAUGUUUUCCACCCCGUUCCAUUGUGUAGGUCGUAAGGCGCGAGGAAGGAUUAGUUAGCUAGGGCACCAAGUUCCUUUCCGUGCAAUUUACUGAAAAGCAUAAUCUCAAACAUAAUUUUUAUCCCGUUUGCAAUUAAUUAGAUAGUUGUUUUAGAAAACAAAUGGCUGAAUAUGAGAAACGCCUUCAGAAUACCACGCUUUACCGAAUUGUUGUACCGCCUUCAUUCGUUCGUCUCGAGCUACAGAGAAGAAAAAAAUUGCUCCAGUAACCAAUACUAGAGUAAAAUUGGGAGGAAUAUUUUUAUAACUUUUCGAAUUGCUUGUUAUGCAAAACAAAAAUUGGUUAAGAGAGAAUAGUCUCGUUAAGGGAGGAGGAGCGUUGACUACUACAACUGAUCUCUCGUAAUUCUCCUACUGGCAAUCGGUAGAAGCCCACGGGAAGGGAUUGGUUGGUGUUGGUUGGUCACAAUGAUUUCUCAAUGCUCAUAUGUUCUACAUUUUCCUUUCCUUAUAUUUAAAUACAUUUAAUUUACGCGCAAACGUGUGUGCGUGUGUGUGUGACGUUUUUGCAAGCAGCUGUGUGUGUGUGUGUUGAGAUUGCAUUUUUCUUUGCCGUUUUUUUCCCGAAAAAAAAAUGAACACCACACCGAGUGCUGUUUGUGUGUGUGUAUUAGAGUAGUUUUUCUUUAUUGUUACGUUUGCAAAACUUUAUUUACGUUUUUUUGCCAAGACAUUUAAUUUCAAUGACAUCGUAUAUUUGGAUAUGGAAAUAAGAAAUAAAAAAAAAAA